This is a messenger RNA of Bubalus bubalis (water buffalo), 4138 nucleotides long. It is a transcript of the gene ZNF488, whose product is annotated as zinc finger protein 488. NCBI's taxonomy places the organism in Eukaryota, Metazoa, Chordata, Mammalia, Artiodactyla, Bovidae. Gene Ontology annotation, biological process: regulation of DNA-templated transcription. The transcript has 3 exons. Bases 379 to 1353 code for a protein of 324 amino acids. Gene Ontology annotation, cellular component: nucleus. The record is from RefSeq and is a predicted model, not a curated record.
GGGGACCAGCCGGCCCCCAGGGCUCGCGCGCCAAGUUCCGAGCCGCGUGUGACGGCCCCGACCUGGAGGCGGCCGGGGCUGCCAGCGCGUCCCCAGCGCCGCGAGAGAGCCGAGCUGAAGAGGAAGCAGUGGAAAAAGGCCCUGUCGGCGGAGAUGGUUUCACUGAAUAAGACCUAGUUUCUGAGCUGCAACUUGGGACAAUUGGAGGCUGGCUGGCUAGCUUGGGGUGAGCCCUGUCGUCCAAGUGUGCUGGUCCAGGCCCCAGGGGAGCCCUUCAAUCUCACAGCCACUCCCCGGGCCAAGCCCUCCAGAAACUCCUGGGGCUGACAACUGCCAGAGGAUCCACCUUACUCCGCAGGCUAAGGCUCUGUGGCCCCCAUGGCUACUGGGAAGGGAGUUCUGUGGAGCCCGUCAGCUGAAAACAGACGGCGGCUUAGUGAAUCUGAGCGGGGCUGGGGCCGGAAGCCAGUGCUGCUGGAGAAAACGAACUGCCUGGGCUCUGAGACUGCCCUGGGUGGCAGUAGCCAGGAUGAGGCCUGUGCCGAGAUGGUACUGUCAGUGGCCCCCGGCAAGCUCAGGCUGGGAAAGCUGAGGCCCCAAAAGACUUGGUGGAAACAGGGGCAGAGCGCCUUCACAGAGGUGCCUCAGCUCAAGAAGAGGCUUGGGGGCGGGCAGGCCCAGGGCAGGGAGCACAGUGGCCCUGUAGGCCAGCCUGGCCCCCAGCAGCUGACCCUCGAUAUCCCCAGGGACCUAACUGGCAGCACCUGCGUCUCUGUGUGGCCCAGUGGAGCCCGCAGGGAGCAGAGAAGUGCCUUCAGCAAGCCAGCCAGGGGUCCAGCAGGGAGACUGGGACCAGCCUGUGUCUUUCAGGCAGGUGAACCUGCAGAUGCCCUGGGAGAGCUGCUGGGACUCAUCAACACGGUUGAUGUCACUUGCUGGGGUCGACUUUCCAACUCCAAGCUUUUGGUGGGUGAUUUCUGGAACCUGCAAGCGGGGCCACCAAAUGCUCCUCUCUGCGGCGCUUUCCCGGGCGCCCCCGCGCUGUGGCUCGAGCACAGCACAGUCCAGACGCCCACGCCCCCGUCGUCGUCCUCCACCAGCUCUUGGGCCCUGCUGCCCCCUACGCUCACCUCCCUGGGCCUGUCCACCCAGAACUGGUGCGCCAAGUGCCGCCUGUCCUUCCGCCUGACCUCCGACCUGGUCUUCCACAUGAGAUCCCACCACAAAAAGGAGCGUGCGGGGCCCGACCUGCAUUCCAAGAGGCUGAGAGCAGAGGCCCUCACGUGCCCCAUUUGCCACGAGUACUUCCGCGAGCGCCACCACCUCUCCCGGCACAUGACUUCGCACAGUUAACAGGUGGUCUGGAGCAAGCGCUGGCCAUGAGGCCAAGAUGGCUCACAGGGCCAUCCUCUGAAAAGGCUGGUCACAGCUGUCUGCAGGGCUGUCUCCUGGGGCAUUUAGGAUGAACAGCUCAGUCAGAAUUGGAAAAAGACAACCAGCCCCCAUAUGUGUUUUAAAGGAAAUAAAGUUGUGAAACAAGGCACUUGGCUAAUCACAGGGUAUGGUGAAGAAGAGGCACCAAGCAGUUCCGGCAUUUUCAGGAGUGGGGGCUCUUCUCCUGUCAGCAUAACUUCUGCUCCACAUGGAAGCAAGUUUGGCACACCGCAUGGGCUUUGGAGGCAGACAGAUGUGAUUGGAAUCCUGGCCUUUCACAUACUAGCCCUGAGCUUGGGCAGACUGCUCUGGCUGAGUCCCAGCAUCCUUAUCUGUAAAGUGGAGAUGGUAGCACCUGUGUCUGAGGGAUGUUGUCAGGAUUAUGUGGGAAGAUGUGUGGGAAACGGCCAGCACGUGCCUGGCGGUAUCAUCACUAAGUAAAGAGUGCAAUUGUCGUGGUCCAGAUUAGUCAGCUGUUGUUAACUCACAGAAUUGCAGUGGCGAGCAGUGCGGGUCCGGGUUUCUCAGUCCUGGGUCUGUGAGUUGGAUGGGGUUGAGCCGGGCUUGCCUGAUCUUGGUUCCAAAUUGCUUUUUCUCUCAGGACUCAUGGGCUACCACAUUGUGCUUCUCUCAUGGUUAUGCCAAGAGCACAGAAGGAUGAGUCCAAAUACAUACACACAUUUCAAGCCUCUGCUUCAGUCACUUCCACUAACAUCUGCUCGGCCAAAACAAGUUGAUGGCCAAACCCAGAGUUAAGGGGUGAGAUGUGCGUGGGGCCAGUAGGGAAGUCAUGAGUGCGUGUCUAAUCCUACAGGGGCUGGAGGAAUUGGGACCAAUGAUUCAACCAACACCUGGUCCAUGGUUAUUCACAUUCUGAAUACGUGCAAAUGGGAAAGUGAAACAACACUCCCCUCGUAGUUCUUGGAAAGUGACCAUAAAACCUUAGGGCGUGAAGCACUGUGAGGGCGGGGAGAGCUGUGGAUGCCAUUUAUCGUCUAAUGCAUGUUGUUUCAGCACCUGCUGUUCAUCCACAUUUGUCCUUAUUCCUAAUGAUGCAAAAUUCAGAUCAUAAACUCUGCUGAAACACAGGCUAGUUUGUGAAAGCCAUUUGUUGGAAUUUCUUUCAAAGUGCAGUUUUUUAAAUUGGUUUCUACUUCACGUUCAAGAUUUGCUCAUUUGACCUGCAGACCUCAGUUACAGAAUUCAGCCUUGUGGAUAGAAAAGAGCUGGUGGGGGUCUCAGCCGGCCGCCAUCCAUCUAAACACCCCCAGACUCCACCUCUCUCCGUCGCCACGUCUGGCUCCCGCCUUGUCCGAGGCAGCUGCUUGUCCCUCCUGCCCACCCUGCCCCAUCCCCCUCUCUCCCACUCUCCCCACUUCCUACCUACCGUCCCAUCCACUCUCCAUAGCCACCCAUAUAUUCAUCCAUUUCUUGGCCUCCCUGGGUAUCUGGGCUGGGUCAGAUUGUGUGCCAGGCCCUGGUGGGGCCACAAUGAGUUCAACCCAUGGGUAGGGGUGGGGGUACCCCUACCCUGAGGGGUGGAGGUGUAAGCUGAGCUGCAGAGUCCAGCAAGAGCUGGUGAUUCAGAAAGGGCAGGAAAUGCUAGGGAGAAGGUGGUCCUGAGAUACAGGUGUCUGAGGCUGCUGCAAGGCACAGAUGGGCAGACAGAGAGAGGAUGCGACUCUUGGAGAUGCAAUGGUGGGAAGGAUUGAAGGAAAGGAGUUUGAGCCAUGGAGGGCUGGCUCCGAGAAGCCCUUCCAGGGGCCUCUGGCUGCAACAGGUAAAGUGGGCUGGAGGAGCGAAGAUGUACCUCCUGAACCAUUUCCUCUCCAUCUGGAAGGAAGAAGCAGGGUUCCCUAGAGGCACCAAGGAAGCACCCCUGUUUCUACAGAGAGGCUUGGAGUCCAGGAGCCCUGCAGGCUGAGUCCCUUUGGAAACUGCAUGGAGCUAGAAUUUGCCCACAGGGAGGUUCUGCCCAGAAGGAGACUGAAGCUCUGGGGAGUCUCCCUCCCCUACUGUCCCAAGCGGGGCAGGGAAGGACACCUCACGUGGUUGGAACCUGAGACUCCACAUCGCGCAGCAACAUACAUUAUGCCAUUUAAUUUGCAUGAUAUGCCCUGGAGAUAGACACUUAAUUCCCAUUUUACAGCAGAAGAAACUGAACUCCAAGAGGCCAGCUGAUUUUCCUAAGACUAUGGGUUCCAGAGAAGCAGUGCGAGAAUAAGAACCUAGACUGCCCCACUGUGCUCACAUCCUUCCCAGCCUGCCACGUGUCUGCUCAGCCCAGCGGGGCCGUGUAGCAUUGUGGACAGUUGAAAAACUGGGACUUAGGACCAGGCAUCGACUCCCUGUCUAAAAAUUCAACUUGCACACUGCCCUCCCCAACAUUUUCCGUUGCCCUUCUCUUGAGGAUUUUCAUUCUCUUGCAUACUGUUUUUACUGAAUUAUCUGGUUUAUUGUAUCUCCCAUCACUAGAAUGUAAGGAAUUUUUGCUGUGUUGUUCACUGCUAUGUCCCCAGCAACUAGAACAAUGGAGGCCAAAGCAAGUGUUCAACAGACCUCUAGAAGGAAUGAGUAAGAUGCCUGGUCUGGCCUCACCCCUGACAAACCAGCUUCUCACAAGGGUUUUGACAUCUGUUAAACUGCAUGCACAGUUGUCUUCCUCUGGCUUGUUGGAUUAUUCCAUAAUUUCUUGGAAAUCAGU